This is a messenger RNA of Spodoptera exigua (beet armyworm), 2079 nucleotides long. Lineage: Eukaryota; Metazoa; Arthropoda; Insecta; Lepidoptera; Noctuidae. The record is from the annotation of a GenBank genome assembly.
AUGUUUAUUAUUGUGUCAUCACUGCACAAACACCACGGUGCCAACAAGCCAGUGAUCGUGGUCCGAGUGGGUAACAACAGGCCUGACCUCGGCACCAACCCGAUCUGCAACCGCUUCACUGGAUUCAUAGAAGAAGGCCAGCCACUCUUCCUUCCCUGCAACCCUCCGAUGCCUGGAGCAUUCGUCAGUGUGCACUUGGAAGCGUCAACACCGUCUCAGCUUUCUAUCUGCGAAGCUUUCGUGUAUACGGACCAGGCGUUGCCGAUCGAGAGAUGCCCUCAGUUUCGGGAUCAACCACCCGGCAGUACGGCGACUUACAAUGGAAAAUGCUACAUAUUUUACGACCGGCAGCCAGCGUCGUUCAGAGAUGCUCUAGGAUUCUGCCGCUCAAGGGGUGGAACCCUGGUGGAUGAGAGCAACCCCGCCCUGCAAGGAUUCAUCAGCUGGGAGCUGUGGCGCCGACACCGAAGUGACAGUAGCAGCCAGUACUGGAUGGGAGCAGUGAGAGACCCACAGGACCCCGCUAACUGGAAGUGGGUGAAUGGAAAUGACGUCACAGUUUCCUUCUGGAACGCUCCAGGUGGCGGUGAAGGAUGUGCCCGCUUCGACGGCAGCAAGGGCUGGCUCUGGGCCGACACCGAAUGCCAAGCAAGAUUGAACUACAUCUGCCAACACCAACCGAAAGCUUGUGGUCGUCCUGAACAGCCUCCGAACUCUACCAUGUCGGCAGACAGCUUCGAAGUGGGAGCCUCCGUGGAGUAUUCGUGUGAUGAUGGACAUCUUCUUGUAGGACCCACAGUCAGGACAUGCCUUGAUACUGGUUUCUACGACGAAUUCCCACCAGUUUGCAAACGUAUCGAGUGCGGCUUCCCAGCGGAGAUCCCUCACGGAUCGUACGAGCUGAUCAACGGGUCCAUCUCCUAUCUAUCACACGUUCAGUACGACUGCGAGCCUGGUUACGAAAUGGUGGGCAGGUCGAGGCUCGUGUGUGACAUCGACGAGAGGUGGAACGGGCCACCACCCAGAUGUGACGUGGUCCAGUGCGAGGAUCCUCCUCAAAUUGCUAACGGUCGAGUGUAUAUCAGCCACAACACCUCAGUUUUCGGCUCAGUGGCCGAGUACACGUGCGGUAGAGGGUUCAAGCUGGUCGGAGCCAAACGCAUAGCCUGUCUAGCCACCGGUCUUUGGGACAAACCAGCGCCUAACUGCCAAUUGGAGGAACGUUCGACAACGACUCCAGUGACAACGAGCACGGCACCAAUAACUACUACUGCGGCUCCACCCCCUCCCACUCCCACCAGCCCUCGCAUUGUCCUCCCAACGAGACCACGGACUUCUCCUCGCCCAUUGUCCUCCCCAACACCAUUUGCCACCGCAACGUCGGAGCCACCACGCAGACUCCGGCCAAAACCGACCACAGACCGACCAACCACAAGAACAUACGAACGACCUCCAGAAAGGAAGACCACAGUACCAGAUAAUCAAGACUCUCCCACCAGUCACAUACCUCACAUCAUUGUAGCGAGCCAUCCAAGGGAAAACCAGAUCGUGGGCAGCGGUAACAACAUCAGAGCCGAGCAGACACCACGUGUGAACGUACCUCAGCCGGUAGACGGCGAGCGUCGCGACCCAGUGGGCGCCAGGUUAAACAUUGGCGCUGUCGUCGCUCUUGGGGCUUUUGGAGCACUCGUCUUCCUCAUAGCCAUCAUCACCACAAUAGUAAUCCUCGUCCGAAGGAAGCAGAACGAUUGCAAGCGGUACAGACACCACGUGUCGCCUGACUGCAACACGGUGGGCUCACUGGACUCAUCGUCGUCGGAGUCCCGGAGCGGGCUGAACCGGUACUACCGGCAGGCGUGGGAGGAGCUGCACGAGGCGGCCGGGGCCAAGCACGCGCACCGCCGGCACGAGCGCGAGGCGCCCAAGGACGGCUCCGAGCUGGUCGUGUCGGACGUGUACCCGGCGCACCACGCGCGCGACAAGCGCCGCCACCACCACCACCACCACCACCGCGAGCCCCGCCACCCUGACUGGCACUCCCCGCAUCGCCCACCCCACAACCAUAAACCUAGAUACUAA